AUGGAGAGUGGGGGAGAGAUCACGCCUGUGCAAAACAGCACUGCUGACACACUGAACGCAGCAGCUGCCGCCAUUGCCUCAUCAGCAGGGAGCCGCCGCCGCACACAAUCUCCCGUCCCGCAGCGAAGGAAUUGGGCUGCUCGGCUGAGCAUGUACUUCUGCUUCGGGUCUCCGAAGAAUGGGCGGCGCAUCAACCAUUCUGCACUUUUCCCUGAACCCACGCCUCAAGGGACAAAUGGAGUUGCAGGAGAAAUUCCAAACCACCCACCGCCUCCUCUACUCCCGUUUGUGGCACCUCCAUCCUCUCCAGCUUCUUUUCAAGAAUCAGAACCCUCAUCUGUUGCCCAAUCGCCAAGUACAGGCGCUCCACCAUUUCCACCGCUCUCGCCGAAUUCCCCAUCAUCCAUAGGGCCACCAUCCAUUUUUGCUAUUGGGCCAUAUGCGCACGAGACAGAGCUAGUCUCACCUCCAGUGUUCUCAUCGGCCUUCACCACUGAACCAUCAACUGCUCCUUUCACUCCACCAGAAUCUGUCCAUCUGACUACAACCCCUUCCUCUCCGGAGGUCCCAUAUGCCAUGCUUCUGACUUCGGUGAACAACGGCAACAAUGGUGAAACAGGUGAUCUUGAGUCGUAUCCUUAUUGCCCGGACAGCCCAAUAGACCACCUGGUCUAUCCAAGCUCAGGUUAUUCUGGCCAUAUGCGCAGUGGCAGUUCCGUAUUGGAUUCCCACAUGACAGAAGCUGUACCAGUUACAGACUUCUCUGCCCGCCUUCAACACAAUGAUCAUGCUAUGGAUCGCCGGGCAUCGGUUGGGCUGACUGUAGAAGAUGUGGCGCGCUGCCUAGAAAAGAAAAUUGCUAAUCCUGGGGAUUCUGUCUCAGCGUCAUUUCGCCUUGCCCCCACCACCAGCAGUGGCAAUAACAAGAGGGAGUCUAAUGAUACAAGGGUGGGGCUAUACAUCGACGAAACGUACCAUGACUUGCCGGAGAAAGCAAGGCGGUCUCUGUCCCUUCGCCUGAACAAAGAGUUCAACUUCAACAUUGAUGAUUGUACUACUGUGGAUCCAAGCGUGGGGUCUAACUGGUGGGCAAAUGACAAGGUUACUGGGAUCACCGCAGAGCCAGAAAAAAAUUGUGGUGGUGGAGUCGAGCCCGUGUGCGCUCGUGGUGAUUCUUGCCUAGGUGCUGCUGGCGAAGGUGGAGCUAGAGGAGGUGGUGGAGCUGGUGGAGAUGCUGGAGCUGGUGGCAAAGAUGGAGCUAUAGGAGCUGGUGGCAAAGGUGGAGCUGGUGGCGAUGGUGGAGCUGGUGGAGAUACUGGAGCUGGUGGGAAAGAUGGAGCUAUAGGAGCUGGUGGCGAAGGUGGAGCUGCAGGAGCUGGUGGCGAUGGUGGAGCUGGUGGAGAUGCUGGAGCUUGUGGCGAUGUUGGCGGGGCCGGUACAUAUGGUAGAGCUGGUAGAGACUGUUGUGGUGAUGGCGAGUAUGGUGACGCCAACGCAUUGUCCAAGCGUGGUCUUCCCAUCUGCAGUGGGAUGUCUAUCUCAUUGUCUUCAUAG
Panicum virgatum (switchgrass) is the source of this 1554-nucleotide messenger RNA. RefSeq lists its product as uncharacterized. The transcript is spliced from 4 exons. The record is from RefSeq and is a predicted model, not a curated record. Lineage: Eukaryota; Viridiplantae; Streptophyta; Magnoliopsida; Poales; Poaceae. Bases 1 to 1554 code for a protein of 517 amino acids.